Molecule: messenger RNA, 5327 nt
Organism: Puntigrus tetrazona (Sumatra barb)
Lineage: Eukaryota; Metazoa; Chordata; Actinopteri; Cypriniformes; Cyprinidae
Gene: c5
Product: complement component 5
Exons: 42
Coding region: 118-5199 (1693 amino acids)
Cellular component (GO): extracellular region
Molecular function (GO): protein binding; endopeptidase inhibitor activity
Source: RefSeq, a predicted model, not a curated record
UUGCUCAAACUAAACCUCAAGAAACGUUUUUGGGACUUAUUUCAAGACAGUUGGGCUAAUAAGUAACUCAAAGCAAGCAAAGCAGGUAUUGAUUUUCCGGACAAAAAUUCCGGGCAAAUGCCUGACCUGUUUUUUAUGCAAGGAGCAACGAUGGCGCGUUUAUUUCUGCUCUGUAUACUUCACCUCUUCUUCUGCGUUGGUGUCCAGGAGAGAGUCUACCUAAUCACCGCGCCUAAGCUGCUGCGACUCGACGCCUCGGAGAAGGUGCUGGUGCAGUUGUUCGGUUACGAGCAGGAGCUGACGGUGCAUCUUUACCUCAAGAACACUUUGGCGCCGGAUCAUAAGGAGUAUGCCUCUCAGUCGCUGAAGCUCAACGCCGCGAACAACUAUCAAGCUUCGGCUAGUUUACGGAUAAUGCCCACGGAUUUCCCUAAGGAGGACACGUAUGUUUACCUUCAGGCGGUCUCCUCUGCUUUCUCUGCACAUGAAAAAAUCCCAGUCACUACUGUGAACGGUUUUCUCUUCAUCCAGACUGACAAGCCGCUUUACACACCCGAACAACAGGUACAAGUGCGCGUUUACUCUCUCAACGAGGAGCUGAGGAAAUCUGGACGAGCUGUCACCCUUACGUUCGUGGACCCUGAUGGUAUCAAAGUAGAGAUGAUUGAUAUGACAGACAUCAUUGGAGCAAAACCGCUUCUUCCACCGUUCAAAAUACCUUUAAAACCAACUUUUGGGAUCUGGAAGAUCGUGGCUACUUACGCAGACUCCUUUGAAACGACAGCCACCGCUGAGUUUGAGGUCAAAGAAUAUGUGCUGCCCAGUAUUUUUAUCCACGUUGAGCCCAGAGACAGCUACGUCAGCAAGAUGAACUUUGAGUCUUUCAGAUUGAAGAUUUCAGCAAAGUACGUUCAUGGAACACCAGUUAGUUCUGCGGAUAUUUUCUUGACGUUCGGAUACAGCACACCAGAAGAAACUGUCAUGAUACCAGAGACGUUUAAAAGAUACAUGCUGAACAAUGGGCAGAUAGAGGUCUUCUUAGACAUCAAGUCAGCUUUAUCUUCCAUGCCUGACGGGCCUCAAAGUCUGAGUGCCAUGAAAGAAAACAGUUUUCUUCGGGUGAGAGUUUUGUUGCAAGAGUCAACAGGUGGCAUCUCCCAGGAGGCGGUGAUCUCAAAUGUGAAAUUUGUGGAAACUCCGUUUACAAUGACUCUGAUCUCAACCCCUCCUUUCAUCAAACCGGGUCUACCAUACUCCAUGAGAGUCUUGGUGAAGGAUCCUGUGGGUAAACCAGUGCAAGGUAUGCCAGUCAAGACGAGGGCAACAGUAACCACAGCUGACGGCAGACCAGACACCCUUAAAUUCCUGGGGCACCUGGAUACACUGACAAGCACGAGUGGGAGGGAUGGAAUCGCUUACUUCACCUGUAAUAUACCCGCUAACGUCAAACGAGCUGAAUUUACUUUUGAGAUACAACAUGCUUCUUGGAGUCAGGCUCCACUGAAACUAAAGGCUGAAGCAUACGAGUCCGUCAACCAUCGUUACCUGUACAUCGAUUUACCUGAAUCCUCAGCGUUUGAAGUUGGACAGUACAUUUAUACCAACGUUUUCUUUGAUUUCCGUGACUAUCUUUCUCUAAAGACCUUCAGCUACCAGGUCCUUUCCAGAGGAAAAGUUGUGCAGUUUAAAACAGUUAAAUGGGAUGGUGAAAAGACUCAGAACAUCAACAUUAAGAUCACCCCUGACAUGGUGCCGUCUGCGCGGCUACUGGUGUACUACGUCCUGUACGGGGAGGAAAAAGCUGAGCUGGUGGCGGACUCCACGUGGAUUGAUGUGAAGGCUAAAUGUGUUAACAAUUUAAACGUGGACAUAACAGUUCCCAACCAUGUCUACAAACCCAAAGAUAAAGUCGAAUUAAGAGUGUCAACUCAAAGCAUAGAUUCGCUGGUGGCUUUCUCUGCUGUAGAUACAGCCCUGUACAGCCUGAAAUCUAAUGAAAAAGACCCGCUAAAAAAGGUGCUACAAUAUGUUGAGCGAAGUGACUUGGGUUGUGGAAAAGGAGGAGGCAAAAAUAAUGCUGACGUGUUUGACCGAGUCGGCCUUAUGUUCAUCACCAAUGCAAACGCCAAAACCUCUAGGACAGGAGGCACUUGUUCUGACUUGGUUAGGCCGAAGCGUUCAGUUGACCUGGCGCACAAGUUUGAACAACACGCCAAAAAGUAUAAGGCGUUCAGGAAUUGCUGCUCAGUUGGGACAGUGAGUAACCCGACGCUUGAAUCCUGUGAGCAACGUUCACAGAGACUGACUUAUCCUGCAUAUUUUGAUGUGAAUAGGAAGAAACUGUGUAAGCAGGCUUUCACUGAAUGCUGCAACUUUGCUUUAAAUCACCGGCAACAGAAAACGGAUGAAAUCAUUCUAAGUCGCACAGCAGUGGACUUUCUGCUGGAUGUGACACCAUCUCAGAUUAGGAGCUACUUCCCUGAGAGCUGGUUAUGGGAAGAACACACCAGCAAGUCUGGGUCAGUAAGCAUUACCAAAAUUCUUCCAGACUCACUUACUACAUGGGAGCUGAAAGCUGUUGGGGUGUUCAAUGAAGGGAUCUGUUUGUCAGAAGAAAAGAUUCAGGUGUCCCAGGACAUUAGUGUGGAUGUGCCCUUGCCUUACUCCAUGGUUCGUGGAGAACAAAUUGAGCUUCGGGGUUCAGUAUAUAAUCAGCGCCAUUCAAGCACUCGGUUUAGUGUGACCCUGACAGCAACAGAGGGAGUGUGUGUGUUUCGUGGAUCUCAACCUGGGAAACAUGAAAAGCCACAUGAAAACAUAGAAGGUCGUUCGGUGGCCUUGGUCUCAUUCUAUAUCAUGGCCUUGGAAGCAGGCACUCAUACGCUCACUUUCACUUUAAAAACUGCAUUUGGCACUGAGAGCGUGGUCAAGAAACUGAAAGUGGUGCCAGAGGGAAUUAGAAAGGAAAUACAAAGUGGUGGAAGAAUAGAUCCGAAUGGAGUGUUUGGCACAUCCAUGCGGAAGCUUGAGUUAAAAAAUGUGGUUCCUCCAAACAUUGUGCCCAAGUCAACCGUGGAUCGAAUCCUGACCGUUCAUGGUGAAGUACUGGGAGAGCUUCUGUCAAUAAUAAACAGCCCAGAAGGUUUAAAACAGUUGACUAACCUGCCACGGGGAAGUGCCGAGGUGGAGCUCAUGGGUCUCCUGCCAAUCUACUAUGUCUACCACUACCUAGAAAAAACGGAGAAAUGGGGCAUUCUGGGGAAAGAAGCUGAAGCGAGUGAAAAGGAAUUAAUGAGGAAGAUGCAAGCUGGCAUCACCAGCAUCAUGUCAUUUAAGUUGAAGAAUGAAUAUGCCUUUAGUAUGUGGUCAAACAAGGACAAAUCCGCCAGCACCUGGGUGACGGCUCUCAUGAUCAAGACGCUUGCUGGCAUGCAUGAAUGCCGCGUGCCUUUUGAGUCUAAAGUGCUUACCAACACCAUUCACUGGCUAAUUAAAAAUUGUCAGAAUAAUGAUGGCUCCUUCUCUGAAAAAUCUAAAACUCUUCCACUCAAACUCAUGGGUGCUGGAGCUGAUGUCACUGAAAAGACAGUUUUCCUCACAUCUUUUGUCAUGAUAGGAAUUAAAAAUGCUAUGAAGGUCCCAGGUGUUAACUUACAGGUCUUUAAAAAUGCUGUAGAUCGCGGCGCACAGUACAUCAUCUCUAACUCAAAGAAGAUUAAAAGUUUAUAUGCUAGAGCAAUUGCGUCUUAUGCACUGACACUUGCAGACAUCCAUAGUAUGCCCGGAGUCAGUCUUUAUGAAGAAAUAAAAAAACAGGCUCAAGUUGAUGGGGAACCAGGCACAGUUCGUUUUUGGCAGGAGUCCAAACCAGACAAGGAUUCGUUAAAACCCAGUGAUGUGACAGCCAAGACCGUGGAAACUACUGUUUACGUCCUGCUGAAUGCUUUAACCAGAGGUGAAGUCGCCUAUGCAAAACCCAUCCUGAACUGGUUAACACAAGACCAGAGAUAUGGAGGGGGCGUCCAUUCCACACAGGACAGCAUUCUCACUUUGGAGGCGAUUACCAAGUACAGCAUCUUAGCCAGUCAAGCUACAUUAGACAUGGUUGUUGACAUCGAAUACAAGACUAAAGGUGACAUCAGCAGAAUCAGACUAACUCAACAGAAGCCUGUGCAUAAACCAAUAGAGAUGCUAAAAAAUGAUGAUAUUAUCCUCAAAACCGCAAUGACCACCGGUGUGUCGUUUGCCACUCUGAGGACAGUGUACUAUGCGAUGACAGAAAACAAUAAAAACUGCCGCUUUGACUUAUCAAUCAACGUUUCUAGACAUUUCCUGUAUUCAGAUGAUCCUAUGCUUUUGUCCCAGCGGAUUGUGGCCUGUGCAAAAUACAAGCCACCUCAAAAUUCUGUUGAAACGGAGUCAGGAUUGACUGUGAUGGAAAUUAAUUUGCCCACCGGUGUGACCCCAAUCCAGGAAGAUCUAGACAUGUACCAGAAUGGACUUGAGUCUCGGAUAUCAGACUAUAAAAUCACAGGUGACCAAGUCAUCCUUCAGAUAGAUUCGAUACCGUCAGAAAACUACUGUGUGGGUUUCCGUAUUCAAGAGGAAUUUAAAGUUGGCAUGGCCAGUGCCUCAGUAUUUAGAGUUUAUGAAUUUUAUGCUCCAGAAGAUCAGUGUAUAAAGUUGUACCACAAACAAAGCCGCAGACUGUUACGACUCUGUGAGGGAGACCAGUGCCAUUGCAUGGCAGCGGAAUGCUGCAACUUUAAAUCCACCAUUGAUUCCACAAUCACUGUGGAGCGGCUUAAAAAAGACAUGUGCAAAGAAACCAUGAAAUACGCACUUAAAGUGAUAGUUGAAUCAUCUGAGGCAGCAGGAGAUUUUGUGACCUACAAAGCAAAAGUUGAAGCAGUGCUCAAAAAAGAACAAACAGACGACCUAAAAGCUGAUUCAGAAAUUGAUUUGGUGACAAAGGAGGCUUGCAAUUCAACAAAUUUUGAAGUUGGCAAGCAGUAUCUGAUCAUGACUGCUGAAAGUAUUACGAUAAAAGUGAAUCAUGAUUAUAAGUAUAAGUUUCCUUUGGACUCACAUGCUUGGGUCUACUGGUGGCCAUUUGACUAUGACUGCAGAGAUGACUGCAAACAGUAUGCUAGUGUUUUGGGGGAUUUUCAAUUUUAUUUCUUAUUUUCUGGCUGUUAAAAUUAAAUAAUAAAUUGUACUUUUAAUUUGUAAUUCAUAUGCUCUUCUAUUCCAAGGCAAUAUAAUCGAAAAGAAAUGGCAUUUGAGAAUAAGCAGGAACUUUUAAAUAAAGCUUUUUACCUCAAAAA